Molecule: messenger RNA, 312 nt
Organism: Stylophora pistillata
Lineage: Eukaryota; Metazoa; Cnidaria; Anthozoa; Scleractinia; Pocilloporidae
Product: amiloride-sensitive amine oxidase [copper-containing]-like
Source: RefSeq, a predicted model, not a curated record
AUGAUGAAACAGUUGUACCCAAAGGACUGGGGAUUGUUAACAGGAGCCGCUUGGGGCUUGAACCAAAUGACUGUCACUAAGCGAAAAGAAACCGAAAGACAAGCUCAUCAUUUUACAAUCACUACAGAAAACGAUAUUCCGAACACCGCGACGCCUGCUAACUCUGCCAGUUUCUACCUCUGGCUGUACAACUUCUUUGACGAAGAUCCCUCGAUGGCCUCCCAUGAUACUGUGUUCAUUUCACCCACUGAAAAUGGCGAGUUCGACACUAUCCAUUUGGAACUCCCGAGGGACCUGCGUGCGCAGCGAAAA